Verticillium alfalfae VaMs.102 is the source of this 1764-nucleotide messenger RNA. RefSeq names its product histone deacetylase. The record is from RefSeq and is a predicted model, not a curated record. NCBI's taxonomy places the organism in Eukaryota, Fungi, Ascomycota, Sordariomycetes, Glomerellales, Plectosphaerellaceae. The transcript has 3 exons. The coding region runs from base 1 to 1764 and encodes 587 amino acids. Gene Ontology annotation, molecular function: histone deacetylase activity.
AUGAGGCCACACCGAAACGCAGGCGACACUAAUCGCCUCUUGCCUGACUCUGGCGCUAGGCUCCAUACAGACGCUGUUCGAUAUCUUGUUAGCGUACAGCCCUGGCAGAACAAAGCCAAACAACAGGCCAAAGCCUAUGAUGACCAAGCCGACACGACUAGUACCAGUGCCAUUCCCAGCCCCAGUCUGAGCCACACCUGGGCCGAGCCUUCCAUUUCCCUGGCCAUUGGCCAGCCUCAUCUGGCCCACUGGACGGCUACGCAUCGCAUCGAAUACCUGCUACCAACAAACCCAGAAGACCUCGAUGCUCUCUCGCAGCGAGCUUCCUUCAAUACUGCCCUGAUACCCCCAAACGAGGGCAUCAUCGAGCUCCUGCGUUUCAUGAAGCGCGUUUUAUACAUCGACAUUGAUGUUCACCACGGUGAUGGUGUCGAGGAGGCCUUUUACACCACCGACCGCGUUAUGACGGUCUCCUUCCACAAGUACGGCGAGUACUUCCCCGGCACCGGCGAGCUCCGCGACAUCGGUAUCGGCCCAGGCAAAUACUACUCGGUCAACUUCCCCCUGCGAGACGGCAUCAACGAUCAGUCGUACAAGUCGAUCUUCGAGCCUGUCAUCGAGCACGUCAUGAAGUUCUACCAGCCCGAGGCUGUUGUCCUUCAGUGCGGUGGCGACAGUCUUUCCGGCGAUCGUUUGGGUUGCUUCAAUCUCAGCAUGGAGGGGCAUGCCAACUGCGUCUCGUACGUCAAGAGUUUCGGCCUUCCUACCCUGGUUCUCGGCGGCGGUGGCUACACCAUGCGCAACGUUGCCCGCACGUGGGCCUUUGAGACCGGUGUGCUGGUUGGUCAGCACAUGGAGCGCCAGCUCCCGUACAAUGAAUAUUACGAAUACUACGCUCCCGAUUUCGAUCUCGAUGUUCGGCCUUCCAACAUGGAGAACUCCAAUAGCACAGAGUAUCUCGAGAAGGUCAAGGCCGCCCUCAUCGAUAACCUCCGACACACAGCCCCCGCUCCCUCUGUCCAGAUGCAAGAUGUGCCCCGUCAACCCUUUGGCGGCAUGACGGAAGAAGAGGAGGCUGAACUCAACGAUCUGGACGAGGAUGAGAACGCUGAUACCCGGAUGACCCAAGAUCGUUGGGACAAGCGCGUGCAGAACGACGCCGAAUUUGAAGAGAGCGAAGACGAAGACAUGGACGCCGCCAACGGCAUGACGCGGCCUCGUGGAGCGAAGAAGCGCGCCUUCAACGACUUUUCAAAGGGCGAGGAGGAGGCCAACAGCACCGCCCCGACCCCUGUCAACGGGACGAGUGCCGAGGAAACUGCUGAUGCUGAACCCAUUGAGGAUGCCGAUGUCACCAUUGAAAAGCCCGCCGAAGAGGAUGAACCUGUGGAAAAAGAGGCAGCUGCCGAGAAGGAGGCGACGCCAAAAGAGGACCAGCCAGCAGUGGACGGAGACGGUGAUGUCGGCAUGGACGACAGGGCCGAUGCUGCAGAAACGACCACGAUCAAGAAGGAGGAUGUCGAGCCUGAGGCGACCACGGAGACAGAACAGACCAGCAAGCCGGCGUCACGCAAGGCCACGCCCGAAAAAGCUCCUGCUCCUGCCGCCGAGGAGCCCGCCAAGGAGACCGAAUCCAAGACUGAACCCGAGACGGCUGCACCCGAGGCCGAGAAGACAGACGAAGCGCCCAAGGAGGACGAGGCGGCCGACAAGAUGGACGUGGACGAGGAGCCCGCCAAGGAAUCCAAGGCCGGCGAGUCGUAG